Linum tenue is the source of this 264-nucleotide messenger RNA. NCBI's taxonomy places the organism in Eukaryota, Viridiplantae, Streptophyta, Magnoliopsida, Malpighiales, Linaceae. The record is from the annotation of a GenBank genome assembly.
AUCUUCCUCCCUCUCCUCCAUCACUCACGGAAUAGUUGUGUGCUCUGGGGUUACGGCCAAGCCCGAUCUUCUACAUUAAAAAGUUUCCUUGAGUUCCGAUAUAGCCUUGUCCCAGUAAAAAUCUGAUCGAAGUUGUGUUUGGGUUCUGCCAAAAUGAUGGAAGAGGCUCUUAGGAUGGCGGCGGAUGUUUAUGUUAGAAGUUAAAGGUUUAGGUACCUGUAUGUAAUUUGCCAUGUACAUAUUUUUCUAUCCUGUUCUGACGUG